Messenger RNA from Aphanomyces invadans, 546 nucleotides. RefSeq lists its product as hypothetical. Gene Ontology annotation, biological process: positive regulation of ATP-dependent activity. Gene Ontology annotation, molecular function: ATPase activator activity; ferrous iron binding. Bases 6 to 455 code for a protein of 149 amino acids. The transcript has 3 exons. Lineage: Eukaryota; Oomycota; Saprolegniomycetes; Saprolegniales; Verrucalvaceae. The record is from RefSeq and is a predicted model, not a curated record.
UGUCGAUGUCGACGACGGCCUCCGCGCCAUCCCAUUACGAUGUCCUUGGUGUGUCGCCGUCGUGCUCUCAAGAGCAAAUCAAGCGGGCGUACCAUACAGCUGCCCUGAAGAACCACCCAGACAAGGCUUCAUCGACUGGAUGCGCUGCAGACACGUUGGAGUUUCAGAGUGCACACAACGCAUACCAAGUGUUGCGUGACGUUGAGUCGAGGAAGCGAUAUGACCAAUCCCUUGCAGAAGCAACACUUCGCUCGCAAUUGCGCAUCUCGGACGAAGUGUCCUUGGAUGCUUUUUCGUUCGACGCAGACGACGCCCUCUACACACUCGUUUGUCGAUGUGGCGAGCAUUACGUGCUUACCGUGGAUGAAGUCGAGGACUUCGUGGACACUGUGCCGUGUGAAGGGUGUUCGCUAGUCAUUCGGGUCGAGUACAAAUCACAAGGUGAUGCAAAUUGAGAUGUAUUCAAGAGCUGGUGGUGAAGUCUCAAUUAAAACAAAGCAUGAACGAGUUCAUCCCCACUAGUACUCUUUUCCCUUGGGCGGGGCA